AUGACAGCCAAGUCGCACGAGGACGUGAUCUGGCAGUUCCUCAACCAGGCCAAAGAGCUCCAGGACUCAGAGGCGAACGUCGUUGUCAGACUGGACCUGGACGUCGAGGAACCGCUCGAGCACGCACUGGCUCGGGUCGUCGGGGCGCCCGUCAAGUACCUCGGGAAGGAGCAGCCAGACAAGGAGCGCAUGGGCCAGUCGCUGGCGGCUGCACAGCAACAGCCACCAGCGUCGAGCAAACAACGCGAAUCCCUCCACCGCUACAACGGCAUCCUUGCAGAAGUCGAUGUGCAGGGCGCCGUCGGGUCCGCGGGCGCGGCGGCGGACCCGACUUCCGACGCGCGUAAGUUCUGGGACAAAGCAGCCAAAGCGAACAGCGCUAUGGCAGCCUCAAGAGCCUAUAGUGAAAGUCUCCCCAAGCGGCCGCACCAGCGGCGCACCAAUGUCAGUGACGUGGGCUGGAUCACAGGCGUCAGGUGGGUGUACGGCUAG
Messenger RNA from Dichomitus squalens LYAD-421 SS1, 492 nucleotides. RefSeq lists its product as uncharacterized. The coding region runs from base 1 to 492 and encodes 163 amino acids. Lineage: Eukaryota; Fungi; Basidiomycota; Agaricomycetes; Polyporales; Polyporaceae. The transcript is spliced from 2 exons. The record is from RefSeq and is a predicted model, not a curated record.